Molecule: messenger RNA, 1933 nt
Organism: Tachysurus fulvidraco (yellow catfish)
Lineage: Eukaryota; Metazoa; Chordata; Actinopteri; Siluriformes; Bagridae
Gene: metap2a
Product: methionyl aminopeptidase 2a
Exons: 11
Coding region: 61-1482 (473 amino acids)
Biological process (GO): proteolysis
Molecular function (GO): metalloaminopeptidase activity
Source: RefSeq, a predicted model, not a curated record
UCUCUCUCUCUCUCUCUCUCUCUCUCUCUCUCUCUCUCUCUCUCUCUCUCUCUCUCCAUCAUGCAGUACUCAGGAAUAGAGACGUUACCGGUGGAGCGAUGCGUGGAUGAUGCGCUGGUGAACGGGAACGCGACAGAAUCCGACCCUGCUAAGAAAAAGAAGAAAAAAAAGAGAAAGAAGAACAAAGGCGCUGUUUGGGCAGGACAAGCAGAACUGGGGGAGGAUGGAGUUGUUGAGGACACGAGGAAGUCACUAGAGCAGCAGAGCUUCGAAGAAAGAGAAAGAGACGAGAACAGGGAAGAAGACGGAGAGGAUGGAGACAAUUCCGCCGGGAACAAAAAGAAGAAGAAGACAAAGAAAAAGAGUGGCCCUAAAACACAAACUGAUCCUCCUUCUGUGCCGAUAUGUGAGCUUUACCCAAACGGAGUGUUUCCUGUUGGAGAGGAGUGUGAAUAUCCUUCCUCACAAGAUGGGCGGAGUGCUGCAUGGCGAAGGAGCAGUGAGGAGAAGCGUGUCCUAGACGAAGCCAGGGAAGACAUGUGGAAUGAUUUUCGGCAGGCCGCAGAGGCACAUCGGCAGGUACGGCGGUACAUGAAGAGCUGGAUCAAACCAGGCCAGAACAUGAUCGACAUCUGUGAGCGUCUAGAGGAGUGCAGUAGGAGGCUGAUUAAGGAGAAUGGACUGAAAGCAGGUUUGGCUUUUCCCACCGGCUGCUCUCUCAACAACUGCGCUGCUCAUUACACACCCAACGCUGGAGACCCCACUGUGCUGAAGUAUGACGACGUGUGCAAGAUUGACUUUGGCACCCACAUCAAUGGGAGGAUUAUUGACUGUGCCUUUACUGUCACAUUCAAUCCGAAGUACGACCACCUGCUUGAGGCUGUAAAAGACGCAACAGACACCGGAAUCAAGUGUGCAGGCAUUGAUGUGCGUCUCUGUGAUGUUGGAGAGUCUAUACAGGAAGUCAUGGAGUCAUAUGAGGUGGAGUUAGAUGGGAAAACAUACCAAGUUAAGCCAAUCCGCAACCUGAAUGGUCACUCCAUUGGACAAUACCGGAUUCAUGCUGGAAAAACAGUUCCUAUUGUAAAGGGCGGUGAAGCCACCAGAAUGGAGGAGGGUGAGGUGUAUGCGAUCGAGACAUUUGGCAGUACAGGAAAGGGAGUUGUGCACGAUGACAUGGAAUGUUCUCACUACAUGAAGAACUUUGAUGUUGGACAUGUACCAAUCAGGCUACCAAGAGCCAAACACUUGCUGAAUGUAGUAAAUGAGAACUUCGGGACACUGGCAUUCUGCCGCCGCUGGCUGGACCGGCUCGGUGAGAGCAAAUACCUGAUGGCGCUGAAGAACCUGUGCGACCUGGGCAUCAUCGAUCCCUACCCACCUCUCUGUGAUGCCAAGGGCUCUUACACAGCUCAAUAUGAACACACCAUUCUGCUCAGGCCCACGUGUAAGGAAGUGGUGAGCCGAGGAGACGACUAUUGACCCAGACCAACGAACAGCUACAAAUUCUAUACAAAAGAAGCUAAUACGCACACAUUAAUAAUAGGAAUGUAUUAACUAACUGGCCGGAGCAGUGGAUGCUGCAACCUUUCGCAUGAAAAUCUAUAUGAAUUCUAAACUAUGCAGAAGGACAGACAAACUUCUGUAGCUGCUGACCUGGGCCUUGUUUCCCAAAAGUGUCUAUCAGUAAAAGCUGAAUGGAUUCAGCUAUUUCUGUAUUGGUACAAUUUGAUCUUUUAUUGCUGAGGUGCUGUUAUUUAGACAAAUGGGUUAUUUGCAUGUUCCUGUCUGUCUCUAUCUUCCCCUGUAUGACAAGCCUGAUGGAACAGUUGGAUUAGAUGCUUGUCUGGUCUGUCAAACGAUCUGAGAGCAAUUCUAUAUAAAUGAUGUGGGAUUACUUGGGACAGCAGAUAAAACACAACAUUUAGUUUAA